Messenger RNA from Cercopithifilaria johnstoni, 3243 nucleotides. NCBI's taxonomy places the organism in Eukaryota, Metazoa, Nematoda, Chromadorea, Rhabditida, Onchocercidae. The record is from the annotation of a GenBank genome assembly.
AUGGCAACUGAUGAUGAGACUAUUUCACAGUCUCAAAUUCAUUCAUUCGAUGUCACUACCUCAGUCGUCGACAAAAACAUGAAUGAUUCAUUGGAAAAAGCUGCAUUUGGCCGGAAGCAUCUGAGGCGACGAUCAUCCUUGUUCUUCAGAAAUACAGAAGUGAAUGAUAUCAUUCCUGAAGAUAUAUCAAAAUUUGAUUGUCACAGCAAUAACAACGAAAAAACGCCAGAAGAGAAAGCAAUCACUUCGGAGAGCAAGCGACGUACGUCAAUGCAUUUGCGGAAAUCGGUUUAUAGGACAAGGUCAAAAGCUGCAAUAAGAAACUACAUGAUAACUUGCGAACCUCCACCGGUAUCACUGAAGCCUAUCCUGCUAAGUGCUGCUCAAAAAACAGCUCGACGUAUAACAAUGAGGGCAAAGGGAUGGAAUAAGCAUAAACGCGUGCAUUUUCACUCUGUCCUGAAUAUCCAUGACAUCACUCCACGUUCUGGGAAGAUACCUGGAGUUGUGAAAAUGCCAGACUCCCCACCGAUUGUAAAGGAAUCAGCCAUUUCAAAAAUCGCUGGCGAGAGUAUGGAACAUUGCAUACCCAUUACCCAGCCUGCUAUCUUGCAAGAUGCUACUACCAACACUUUUCGAAAUGAGGCAGUCAGGUUUUUGCCUGUUAUGUCUAAAACUUUUCAGUGUCACCCAGAAAUGGAAAAGAUUGAAGAAUGUCAAAAAACAAGGGACGAUAAAAGCAAUAGUGAACCAGUCGACGUCACUGAUAUAUGUCUGUCACCCUUAUUUUUUGGUGUAUUUUUCAAAGAUGACCAUGCAUCACAACCGAAACAGAAAGAAGUUGAUAAUUGCAAAGAUGAUCAUGCAUCACAACCGGAACAUAAAGAAGUUGAUAAUUGCAUGAAUACCAAGAAAGCGGUUGAUCAGUCCGAGGUAUCGAAUAUGUCGGAAGUAAGUGCCGCAACGAAAAGAACCAAACGACAUGUGGAAGAAACAGCGGUUAUGUGGGUGCGUGGAGAUCGAUUGCGGAGUCUUUCCAUAGGGACGAAGGAGGACCUAAAUGAAAAUAAAGAAAAUACCAAUUUAAAUGUAGCAAACGGUAAAGAAAGUGAUGAUGUGCAAUGGUGCAAUAACGCAUGUACUGGUCUAGAACCAUUAAGUUCAUCUUUAUUGGCUGUCCCCCGUGCAGGACCAAAAGCAAAGGUUAAGAAAUGGUUACAAGAUAUACCAAACUACUGGAAUCCUUUACUUGAUGGGGAAGAUACGCUUAUAUUGGAGCAACAGGAAGAGAUCACUGAAAGUACAGUGCAAUCAGACAAUGUACUGAUGGAUAAACAGUCGUCACGUAGGCGAAGCUUUGGAGGACUACCAAAAAAGCAGGAGAAAGGAAAUAAAUGUCGUCGAAGGUCACUAUUAUUGCAGGAAGCGACUUCGCUUAAUGAUUUACCAACCUCGAAUCGUCGUCAAACGAUUAUUGUAGGAGAAAUGAAAGAAAAUUUGUACGAGAAAAAUACUGAUGAGAUGAAUGAUGAUGUGAUUCUCCUUAACGAUCAAGAAUUGAACAGUACUUCUCGGAAAUCGCUGACUUUCUGCAAGAAAAUGCGUGUGAGAAAUAGGUGGACAAUGUGUAAAUCAGAGACUGCCACGAAUAUCUCUCCAAUCUGUAAUGCCCAACUCACCGAUACGAAAACAAACUGCAUUCCUGCAAAGCAUGAAAAGACACCAGUUCUGAUGGAUGAAAUGGAUUUUGCACCUUUUCCAAGCAUUUCGAACGUUGGAUAUGCCGAAAUUGCACCUGUUCACUAUGACUUGCCAUGUGGACUUCGUGGGCACCAGGUUCCUAAAAUGGUUUCUGACAAUAACAAUAUAUUUCAAAUGUCAUUAUGGAGGAAGAGCUUUGAUGAAGACAGAAGCUUGAAGCAGAAAGUUGCAGUAGCUGAUUCACGCAUCCUAUUGAGACCGAAAAGAAAGAAGUCAAAACAUGGAAGAUGGAAAUUGCUUACUGAAGAAUUAAAGCAGAACACUUGGAGUGAAGCAUUGAGGCCAGUGGAAACUGAUGAAUUGAUUAUUGAUGGCUCUACUGUUCGUAAACUUUGUGACUGGAUCAAUAUAUGGAAAGGACGAUUGCAAAAAAGCAGAAACCACAAGAAAGAUAUAAGAGUAACCAGUCAUUAUAAGAGGCGUGAUUCGGAUUCCUUCGAUUCUUUUGGUUCCGAUGAAGAAGGAGAGCAAUUGUGCAAUACUGCUAUCAUAUAUGGUCACUGUGGUAGUGGCAAGACAUCACUAGUUUAUGCAGUCUCGAAGCGUUAUGAAAUGCAUGUAUUAGAAAUUGCUUCUAAUGAAAAGAGAAAUGGCUUGCAGUUGAAGUGUAAGUUGCAAGGAGCUACCCAUUCUCACAAGUUUUCGAUGUCUACAAUGGUAAACCAGGUAUAUUUCCAAAAUGAGAAGAAUAAAGGAGAGAUGGUUGAAGACUCCAUUAUCUUAGUUGACGAUUGUGAUGUAAUAUAUGAUAAGCACGAUGAUGGAUUCUGGCCGGCACUAAGAACUCUAUGCAAGGUAGCCCAUAUUCCAGUUAUCAUCGUUUGUGAAGACAUUUCUUUUGUUCGCAGACAACUGGGAUUUGAAGCACCCGUUCUAAUAUUUUCUUUAAUUAGACCAGAAAUACAAACCGUUUCUUCAUAUCUUCAGGAACUCUGUGCUGCUUUAAACAUCAGCGUGUGCCCCGAUCUUUGUUGUGCUCUGGCUGAGCAGUAUAACGGUGACUUACGAGCAUGUAUUAAUCAGCUUCAGUUUUACUCAGGAGAAGACAGCAAUAAUUCUUUAGGAAUGUUGAUGGAACGGCUAAAGAGUCGAGAGCAAAUUGAAUUUGAAACACUGCCCAAAAAAUGCUAUCCUAUUCCGUACAAUGUCAUAUUACGCUAUGAUCAUUCAUACGAACCAGGAGCAGUUCUUUCGUCAACGGAUCGAGAAGAGGAGGAUUUGCACUCCGUGGAGAAGAAUGAUACGCAUAUCGCAGUGAAAGUUACUCGUUCUGCGCUACCUGCAAUUGAGUAUUUCCCGCUGUCUGAUGUGAUACUUGAUUAUAUACCGUAUUUAUGCAUUAUGAAUAGAGCAUCUCGAGCCAAAAUGCCUGCCUCUCGUCGCGCUCAACAUUAUUUUGAUGAAUUACACGAUGACUCGCAAAUAGAUUCCAGUGGUACUCUGAAAAAUGCUUUAACUCAAUAUUGUCUACUAACUUAUUGA